Symphalangus syndactylus (siamang) is the source of this 4780-nucleotide messenger RNA. It is a transcript of the gene PRMT2IP, whose product is annotated as PRMT2 interacting protein. Lineage: Eukaryota; Metazoa; Chordata; Mammalia; Primates; Hylobatidae. The record is from RefSeq and is a predicted model, not a curated record.
CUCCUCCUCAGCUCCAGCUGCUCCAGCUGCUUGGUGAUUCUUGGAACCUGCAGCCUCAGGCCUGCUCUGCUCUGACUCAGGCAGAACUUACCUUUGGGAUCUGAGGGGAUAGUUUUGCUUCAUGAACUGACUCUGACCUUUGGCAUGUCCACCUGCCUUCCCCUCCCCCACUGCACAUACCUGUUCCCAGUCCUCGGGCAGCCCAGGAGCUUCGAGGGACCAGAUUCCUUCAGAUAAAGUAGCAGCACUGAGGGGCUCUCAUCCACAGUCAGAUGGCCCAGGGAGAGGCACCCCUUCCCCCCCUCCAGCCUCUCUUUGCAACACACCAUUCCUGGCUGGGCGUGCUUCACUCCACCCGCCUCACAGGCUGCGCGCCAGUCUGCCUCAUGGAGGGAGCCUCACCCAGGCUAGUUUGCAAAUCCCCCAGCACCCUCAUUCCCGGCCCUUCCAGGGAUGGGGAGAUCGCCGCUUCCUCAGACAGUUGCCCUGCCCUAGCAGGAGUCUGGAAAUUGCCCUCACUGAAUAUACCGAAAUGAGGGGACAGAUCAAGGAGCCCUUCUCCAGCCCCCUAAUACACUAGUGCUGGACAGGGGAAUGCCGGCACCUACUGUGUGCCAGAUAUUUGCAAACACCCUUUUCCGAGCUUACACCGCCACCGCUAUGAGGAAGACAGAAUUCCACUUUUGCAAAUAAGGAAACUGAAGCUCAGCGAGGUCAAGUGGCAGGCGCAAGGUCACAUCGCAGCAAGUGGCAGUGAAUGAAUGAUCUAAGGGAGCGACUGAGGGCGCGUGACGGGCCCGCCGGGCACUAGUUCGUGGAGCGUGGCGGGUACGGGCGGUGCACAGCGCCCGCGGCCCGCUCCUGGCGAGCUGGCCCCACGCGGGCCCUCCGCACCCGCUGCCCACAGGAGCGCAGGCUCCCAGAGGCGGGGCCGGGCUCUGCCCCAACCCUGCGAGCCGCCCCGCCCCCGCCCCGCCCCCAGCCCACCCCGCCCGGGACCGCAGACGGCGCCCGGCGGCGGCGCGAACGGCAGCGAGGAGGUUUGCUCCGGGCUUGGUGCUUAGUGCGACUUCCCGCGCAGGGCCCGGUUGGACUAGGGCCCCCGGCCUGAGACGCUGGAGGAUGCGGACGCGGAGGCGGCCUGGGGUAGCGGCGGCGGGAGUCCUGGCGCUCUGCAGGUCAGAAGUUGAGUAGCAGGGGCCUAGGAGGGCUCGAAGCCUUCACAGCGAUGGCAGAGAAGCGACCCCUGAGAACCCUGGGGCCUGUGAUGUAUGGCAAGCUGCCCCGCUUAGAGACAGACUCGGGGCCCGAGCACAGCCUGCCCCACUCUGUUGGUAACCAGGAUCCCUGCACCUACAAGGGGUCCUACUUCUCCUGCCCCAUGGCGGGUACUCCCAAGGCCGAGGCUGAGCAGUUGGCGUCCUGGACCCCAUACCCACCCUUGUACUCUACCGGUAUGGCAGGACCCCCACUUCAGGCGGACAGCCUGCUGACCAACUGCCUGUUCUACCGCUCGCCAGCAGAAGGCCCUGAGAAGAUGCAGGACUCCAGCCCUGUUGAGCUCCUGCCCUUCGGUCCCCAGGCUCACUCCUACCCAGGCCCACCACUGGCAGCGCCCAAACCUGUCUACCGCAACCCUCUGUGCUAUGGGCUCUCAACUUGCCUGGGGGAAGGAGCAGUGAAGAGGCCACUGGAUGUUGACUGGACUCUGGCGACUGGGCCCCUGUUGCCCUCAGCUGACCCACCCUGCUCUCUGGCCCCAGCUCCUAGCAAGGGCCAGACCCUGGAUGGCACCUUCUUGCGGGCGAUGCCAGCUGAGGGGUCCAGUAAAGAUUCCUCGGGGAGCUUCUCCCCAUGCCAGCCCUUCCUGGAGAAAUAUCAGACCAUCCACAGCACAGGCUUCCUGGCCUCCAGGUACACAGGUCCUUACCCUAGGAACUCCAAGCAAGCAAUGUCUGAGGGGCCCUCAAGUCCUUGGACCCAGCUGGCCCAGCCCCUGGGGCCACCCUGUCAGGACACCGGGCCCACCCACUACCCACCACCCCACCACCCACCAUCCCAUCCUCCACAGGCCCUGCCUUGCCCUCCAGCCUGUCGCCACCCAGAGAAGCAGGGCAGCUACAGCCCAGCACUCCCACUGCAGCCUCUGGGGGGCCACAAGGGGACUGGGUACCAGGCUGGUGGGCUGGGCAGCCCCUACCUGAGGCAGCAGGCAGCCCAGGCACCUUACAUUCCCCCACUGGGGCUGGACGCUUACCCCUACCCCUCUGCCCCUCUCCCAGCACCCUCUCCAGGCCUCAAGCUGGAGCCACCUCUCGCUUCACGGUGCCCGUUGGACUUUGCCCCCCAGACACUGAGUUUUCCUUAUGCCCGGGAUGACCUCUCUCUCUAUGGAGCAUCCCCUGGGCUUGGAGGGACACCACCUUCCCAGAACAAUGUGCGGGCUGUACCACAGCCUGGUGCCUUCCAGAGGGCAUGCCAGCCUUUGCCAGCAAGCCAGCCCUGCUCAGAGCCUGUGAGGCCUGCACAGGAAGCCGAAGAGAAGACCUGGCUGCCCAGCUGCAGGAAAGAGAAGCUCCAGCCCCGGCUCAGUGAGCACUCUGGGCCGCCCAUCGUCAUCCGAGACAGUCCAGUUCCCUGUACCCCCCCAGCACUGCCCCCCUGUGCCCGGGAGUGCCAGUCUCUUCCACAGAAGGAGGGCGCAAGGCCACCCAGCUCUCCACCAAUGCCUGUCAUUGACAAUGUCUUCAGCCUGGCCCCCUACCGUGACUAUCUGGAUGUGCCAGCACCCGAGGCCACAACUGAGCCUGACUCAGCCCCAGCCACCAGUGAAGGUCAGGACAAAGGCUGCAGGGGGACCCUGCCCACCCAGGAGGGCCCCUCAGGGAGUAAGCCCCUAAGAGGCUCACUUAAGGAGGAGGUAGCCCUGGAUUUGAGUGUGAGGAAGCCCACGGCAGAGGCCUCCCCUGUCAAGGCUUCCCGUUCUGUGGAGCAUGCCAAGCCUACUGCAGCCAUGGAUGUGCCAGAUGUGGGCAACAUGGUGUCAGAUCUGCCAGGCCUGAAAAAGAUAGACACAGAAGCACCAGGCUUGCCUGGGGUGCCAGUGACCACAGAUGCCAUGCCAAGGACCAACUUCCACAGCUCUGUGGCCUUCAUGUUCCGAAAGUUCAAGAUCCUCCGUCCGGCACCUUUGCCUGCAGCCGUGGUCCCGUCCACGCCCACCUUAGCUCCUGCUCCCACACAGCCUGCACCCACCCCCACAUCUGGGCCCAUUGGACUGCGGAUUCUCGCUCAACAGCCCUUGUCCGUAACCUGCUUCAGCCUGGCACUGCCCAGCCCUCCAGCCGUAGCUGUGGCCUCCCCUGCCCCUGGAGCUCAGGCUCCAGCUUCGGCCCGGGAUCCGGCUCCAACUUCAGCUCCAGCUCCAGUUGCAGGCCCUGCUCCGGCAUCUACUUCAGCCCCAGGGGACUCCCCGGAGCAGCAUUUUACAGGACUACACGCGUCCCUGUGUGAUGCUAUUUCUGGCUCCGUGGCCCACUCUCCUCCAGAGAAGCUUCGCGAGUGGCUAGAGACGGCUGGGCCCUGGGGCCAGGCUGCGUGGCAAGACUGCCAGGGUGUGCAGGGGAUGCUGGCCAAGCUGCUGUCCCAGCUGCAGCGCUUCGAUCGCACCCACCGGUGCCCCUUCCCCCAUGUGGUGCGAGCUGGCGCCAUCUUCGUACCCAUCCACCUGGUGAAGGAGCGGCUCUUCCCUCGGCUGCCACCCGCUUCUGUGGACCAUGUGCUGCAGGAGCAUCGUGUGGAGCUGCGGCCCACCACGCUGUCGGAGGAGCGGGCACUGCGGGAGCUCGCCCUGCCCGGCUGCACGUCACGCAUGCUGAAGUUACUGGCACUGCGCCAGCUGCCCGACAUUUACCCCGACCUUCUCGGCCUGCAGUGGCGCGACUGUGUACGCCGCCAGCUGGGUGACUUUGACACUGAGGCUGGAGCUGUGUCCUCCUCAGAGCCCACUGUGGCCAGAGAUGAGCCAGAGAGCCUAGCCCUGGCUCGGAAGUCACCGGCCCCCAAGAUCAGGAAGCCACCAACCCCUGGCCUGGAGAAAGCAGAGGCAGCCGCUGGGGAAGAGUCCUGUGGUGCCUCCCCUACCCCUGCUGCCAGUGCCAGCCCACCUGGCCCCACACUGAAGGCCCGCUUCCGCAGUCUGCUGGAGACCGCCUGGCUCAAUGGCCUGGCUCUGCCCACCUGGGGCCACAAGUCCUCAAGACCAGACCGGCCCUCACCCUGCCCACAGCUGCUGGACAGCCAGAGCCAUCACCUGUAGCACUGGUUGCCGGUGCUGUGUGUAUAGCAGUCACUCUCCACCCUUCCCUUCUGCCUGCCCCGGGGCCAUGAGUGGAUGCUGGGGCCGUGGCUGCUCCCCUGGAGGGGUUCCAUCUCUGACCCUGGGGCCCACUCAGGGUGGGCUGAAGAGCCCCUGAGCUUUUAACGUGAGGGUCUUUAUUGGAUAGGACUACUCCCUAUUUCUUGCCUAGAGAACACACAUGGGCUUUGGAGCCCGACAGACCUGGGCUUGAAUCCCGACUUGUGUUCUUGCUGCAGGACCUGGGCAAGAAACUACACCUCUGCUGAGCCCUCAUUCCCCAUGUGUAAAAUGGGACAACGCAACCUACCUCACAGGGUUGUUGUGGGGAUGCUGCCUGAUACAUACCCUGUCACCAUUUGGUCUCUGCUUCCUCUCUGGGACAGGGCCUAGAAUUGGAGGCAGAGAACCUUCCUAUAGAAA